AUGGAGAAGUCAGAAUGAUGAUGGAAGACGCAAGUGAUGAAGCUGUGGCUCCAAUUCAGUUGAGUAUUGUUGAAAUUGGCCAACGUGAUUCCAUUUUCGAUGAAAUACCUUCCUGUUCAGGAGUACAAUCCACUAUUAUUGAAAUCUAACUGUAGAAGAUUGUGAGAGCUCCGACUUAGAUGAGUCUGAUUAUACGCCUUGUACUAAACUAUCGGAUAAGAUAUUAGAAGACGAAGGACCCCGUCGGAAGCGUUCAACAAAGUAUGAAGUAAACAAAAAUAAAUGGCAUGAAAACAAGAAUCGAAUUAAAAGAGAAAAGGGAGAAUCAUACGUAGGGAAAAAAAAAUGGGAUGUGGAAAUAUGACAUUUUAAAGGAACCGAGAUCACUAAAGGAUGUAUGUCGUUGUAAACUAAGUAACAAUCAAAAAUCUGUUUUAAAAUGUAGAGAAUUGACUGAAAAUGAGAGAAAAAACAUUUUUAAGGAAUUUUGGCAAUACACUUGGGCAGAAAAGAGGGUUUUCGUAAAAAAUCACGUUUCCAUAAAUUAUACUAUAAGAAAACGGGGAAUUAGGGACGUUUCAAGAAGAUCUUAUUCAAACAGAUUCUUUUUGGGCAAGGACAGACUAAGGGUUUGUAGAACGAUGUUUCUUAAUACGUUAGGAGUAAAAGAGUGGGUUAUAAAAAAAUGGGCCAAAAGUAACUUGGAAAAUGGUUAUAGAAAGGAUGAAGAUAAUGUACAGCCGAAUAAAAUACGUGACAGUACUACUGCACCUACUCGUUCGCUGCAUGACUUUUUCGACUGUCUACCGAAGCUGGAAUCGCACUAUUGCAGGGCUUCCACAUCCAAGCUCUAUUUAGAGCCAACUUGGAAUUCUAAGGCUCACUUAUAUAAAAUUUACAAAAGCGACUACUGUACUACACAUAACGUUGAACCUGCAUCGAUUGCAACAUUCCAUAAAGAAUUCGACAAAAAACGACUAUCACUAUAAACCAAAAAAAGAUCUAUGUGACACUUGUGUUGCGUUUGAGACGGGCAAUUUAACAGAAGAUAAGUACAAUGAACACAUUGCAUUCAAAAAUGCAGCAAGAACUGCAAAGACCGUAGAUAAAGAGUCUCCAAAUGAAGUUUUUACAAUGGACCUUCAAUCCGUUUUGCUAUCCCCAAAAUCAAACACGUGUGCACUGUAUUAUAAAACUAAGCUGAUUGUCCACAACUUCACCCUCUAUGACAUCAAGCGCAAUCAGGGCUACUGUUAUUUAUGGAAUGAAGCGGAAGGAGGACUAACUAGUAAUGAGUUCACAAGCAUAAUAAUA
Molecule: messenger RNA, 1314 nt
Organism: Acanthoscelides obtectus
Lineage: Eukaryota; Metazoa; Arthropoda; Insecta; Coleoptera; Chrysomelidae
Source: the annotation of a GenBank genome assembly